GACAAAGCUCGUGUGCUGUUCGAGUCUGCCAUGUUUUGUCCUAUUUGUCGCGCUUGAUCAACGCAUCCGCGUUUUACUGUUUCAAGCUGGUAUUUUCUGAAUGUGUUACGAGCUGUGCUUUGUUUACUAAUAGUAAUUUGUGGUGUUGUAAUUAUAGUGUUAAAUUCUAGAUCUAUCGAUAAUUUUGCUACCUCUACGACAGUGUAAUUCGUAUUUCACCAAUUUUUAGAUUCAUCAUCUAGCUUGCUGCUGCUUGCAGUUAAAGAAAUUCCGCCGUGGUUUCUAUAACAUUUGCAUUUACCACAGUGUGUCUACAUUUAGUAGAAUUUGCCUAUGACGCAACCCACGUGCACAUAAUACAGCGAGAAUCUCAUGCACAUUUGUUAUUAUUUUGUUCGUGCGUUCGAUUUGUCGAGUAGGUACUUAGUCGGCAUCGGUUCGACGAAGUGAAAUCGCGUCCGCGCUCGGAGCAUUGUCUCGUCGGACAGUCCGAUUACGUAUUGAAAUAUUGACUGUGAUUAUCUGAGUGAAUUAUUCUGUUUGGUGUGGCAUUCGGUUUGUGCAAAGUGCACAGCACACGUGACUCAAGCACGGGACGACUGUUUGGGUGUCAGUCGGUUGCGGUCCGCGAACGCACGCCACAGUCCGCUGCAGUGCGAAGCGCGCGACUUUCGAGGUGAAUCACCGCUCCCGUGUGAUCGUGCUUGUUUACCUACGAGUGCAUAAGUGCGUGUAUUUUUAGCGGAAGUGUAAGGCAUGUGCGUUGUUUCCCGCCGAUGACAUCGCCGGCUACGGCGGCGUUUCCGAUCGCGAGUGUGUGCUAGUUAUGCUCCUUGGGUUAUGAGUGUGUGACAAAAUAAUAGUGUAAGGAACCUGGAGCCCCUAGACGGAGUUGGGCCCGCCGGGGCGGCCCUGGUGCUUCUCGGGGCUCCGCACGAAGGCAAAAUGGCUGCGUGGAAUCGCCACCACCACUUUAACAUGCUGAUGGAUGAGAAUGCCAAAAAUAAAUUGGGCGUGGUGGGCGGCGGUAUGCCCGAGGCGUCCAGCGCCGACAGGCGGCACGGUCCCCUCUACGGGCGGCUGGUCGCCGAAGACCAACUGGCCUCGAUGAGCGCGCCCUCAGACAUUCAGGUGAGCGCGACCACGCGCAACCCCCGAGCUUUCUGCCGCUACCCUACCUCCGCACAGGCUAUGCAAGCCCGAAUACCCCACCACUUUCGUGACCCAUCGACUGCGCCACUUAGAAAGCUGAGUGUAGACCUCAUCAAAACCUACAAACACAUAAACGAGGUGUACUACGCGAAGAAGAAGCGGAGAGCGCAACAGUACCUGGGCGAGGAUGGGUCGCACAAAAAGGAGAGGAAACUGUACAACGACGGGUACGACGAUGACAACCACGACUACAUCAUCAAGCAGGGUGAGAAGUUCCUCGACCGGUACGAGAUAUCCUCGCCGAUCGGCAAAGGAUCCUUCGGACAGGUUGUGAAGGCGUAUGACCACGAGGAGCAAUGUCAAGUAGCGAUUAAAAUAAUUAAGAAUAAGAAACCCUUCCUAAAUCAGGCACAAAUAGAAGUCAAGUUACUAGAAAUGAUGAACAGAGCGGACGCAGAAAAUAAGUAUUAUAUAGUGAAACUGAAGCGUCACUUCAUGUGGCGGAACCACCUGUGCCUAGUGUUCGAGCUGCUCUCGUACAACCUGUACGACCUGCUGAGGAACACCAACUUCAGGGGCGUGUCGCUGAACCUCACGAGGAAGUUCGCCCAGCAGCUGUGCACGGCGCUGCUGUUCCUUAGUCAACCUGAACUUAAUAUAAUUCACUGUGAUCUUAAGCCUGAGAAUAUUUUACUAUGCAAUCCGAAAAGGUCGGCCAUUAAAAUAGUGGACUUCGGCAGUUCAUGUCAACUAGGUCAAAGGAUAUACCAAUACAUACAGUCAAGGUUUUACCGCUCACCAGAAGUGCUCCUGGGCAUUCCGUACGACCUGGCAAUAGACAUGUGGUCGCUCGGCUGCAUACUGGUGGAGAUGCACACGGGGGAACCACUGUUCAGCGGUUCUAACGAGCAGGACCAGAUGAACAAGAUCGUCGAAGUCCUGGGAAUGCCGCCUGACCAUUUACUGGACCAGGCUCACAAAACCAGAAAGUUCUUCGACAAACUACCAGCGUCAGAGGGCGGAGGUUACGUGCUUAAGAAAGUGAAUAAUACGGGGAAAGAUGGAGUCGUGGCCCGCAAGUACCGCGUGGCGGGCUCGCGGCGGCUGCACGACAUCCUGGGCGUGGAGGGCGGCGGGCCGGCCGCGCGCCGCCGCGGGGAGCCCGGACACUCCGUCUCCGACUACCUCAAGUUCAAGGACCUGAUCAUGCGCAUGCUCGAGUACGACCCGAAGAAGCGUGUGACGCCGUACUACGCGCUACAGCACAACUUCUUCAAGCGCACAGCGGACGAGAGCACCAACACCCAACAGCAACAUUCUCAUGCAGUGGGUGGCGGCGCCGCGCCCGUGGGCCGCCUGUGGGGCGCCAGCGAGCGCAUGGAGGUGGAGGCGGCGCGCCGCGACGACGACCUGCUGCCGCAGCCCGCCGUCUGCCCGCUCGCGCACAGCCCCGUCGCCAUACACUAGUGCGGGCAGUGCGGGCGCAGUGCGGGGACAGUGCGGGGACAGCGCGGGACAGUGCGGGGACAGUGCGGGGACAGUGCGGGGACAGUGUGGGGACAGUGCUCAAACGUGUUGUGUGUGUGACUACCGACUGAAGUGUUUAGUCAAUUCGUGUGAUGUUUUGUCGUGACGCCGAAGACACUAGUGUAAGUAUAAAACAAACGCUCUAUGUUUAAAAGUGAAGUAGACUAGUGGAGACUCAAAGACCCUCGGUGGACUGGGACUCUAGCGCGAUCUGUGGCAGGACUCGAACUGAAUCCAAUAUUUAUAAUACUAUUUUUAUUUAAUGCGAUAAGUCUGACUGUAAAAAUACUAUGAGGACGAUUUGUUACUUUGUAACAUGUAUUAUUUGAACUUAACCGCUUCGAUCGACAGUACUUAGAGAAUGAUCCCGAUGACUGCAUACGAGUCUUAUCACCAAUCCGGAUGCAUAAAGGGCAUGAAAGCUAGGUUUUUUUAUUGUUACGCAAUGCAUAUCAAGAACGCAAUAUGGUAGAAAAUAAAUAUUGUAUAUAUAUUAGGAAAACUGACUACUAAUGGACAGACUGCAAUUUAAACUGGAUAAUCUAGUGUUUAGUUCGAUCUAUGCUAGUUAGGCUUUCAUUCAGUUUUUAUUAUCGCAAGCUUUAUAUUUUUAAAAGUGUCGGCAACUGAUGACUGAAAUUCAAAGGGCCAAUGACAAUUUGUUUUUACACAAACAAAACAAAAUAGAUUUAAGUAUGUUUUUUAAUGCACAAACAGUUUGACAGUGGAGAUAAUUAUUUGACUGAUUUGUUUCAAUUUAAUGUCCGAAUAUAAUUUGAUACUCCUCGCCUUUCAGAAUUGUAUUAUAUGUAAAAUUAUCUGUCUCACCGCCGUACUUGUGACUCGCGUCUGAAGUACCAUAUUGAAUCAUGUGUAUAGGUUUAUUUGACCCGUUGGAUUAUUCACACGUGUAAAACAGAAUAGUGUAUAGGUAAUUCUAUAAAAAAAAAAACACAAAAUGUACUUGUAGGUUACGAGAAUGUUGAAUCAUAUAUAAAAAUUUUUGGGUAUUUCAGAUAGAAGUUAAUAAAUUUGAAUAACUGACUUGUUCAACCUUUUUGGAUUUGAAUCUACAAUAGAGAAACCUCAUUGCAACAGACUGGACGAAACUUUGUAUCGGAGAUAUUUUGUAUAGCAUUAACUGAACACUGCCUUAUUGUGCCGGAAAUUUUUAUGAAGAAGGCUCGGCACUCAUGCCUCAUUUUUGUUCUUUAUUUUGUUUGAUCGCUUUUAUGCGGCUUUUAAAAAGGCUUAUACAGCCAAUGUGCAAGCGGUAAAAAUCGUAUGAGCGUCAUCAAAAUAUGGUCGGGAAAAAUGAUUGAUAAAUAACGUAAGUUCUCGGCAGAUGACAGUAUAUUAUACAUGUGUAAAAAAAUAAACUUUAACAGCAUACUUGCUAGUGUUAUUUUAUGUGAUCGUAAUGUUUCGUGAGUGCCGAGCCCGGGAUUCGGUCGCGUUGAUUCGAGCGGGUUAUUAGCGAAAUAUAAUAAUUUAGAAUUGUUUUUAGUUAAUUAUUGACUGAGACUCGCCCGAAUCUGCGCGGGCGACGAUACGACGCAACCAAAAGCAGAUAAUAUACUGACUGCAUAACGUUGCUGAUUUUAUUAUAUAAAAAUGGAAAAAAAAACCACUAUUAAUUUAGUUAUCCUAAAAUGUUUGUAUGGUACUGGCGAUUUGUGUUACAUGAAGCAUUAAAGUAUUUCUCAAGUUUUAUUUCAUAUAUAGUGCUGUAAUAGUUUAAACCGUUUCAUUGUAGAUUUGAAACUAUUUCUAAUCUUGCUGUUAUGUACUAUAAAUUUUCAAAUAACUGUAUAAUAUUUAUACUAUAAUACUUUUCUGCUUCAUGAGAUUAUAGGAUUGUUAGAAAGAGUAUAAGAAAAUACAUAGGUAUGGGAAUCGUGUUUAUUUUAUCUUAAAGCAAUAAAAGAAAUUGUAUCAAAAUAGUGCAGAUUUCCAAGUGAAUACAAAACUGCUUUUGUAUUAUAUUGAUGAAAAGACAUUGCAAUUAUAUAUUAUAUAUUUUUAUUUUGAGAAUAUUUAAUUUUUUGUUCUGAUUUGAUUUUGUUUUGUGACAUUGAUGGGAAUCUGCUGCUCACUAUUAUUGUAAACAGUUUGGGAGAUUGAGUGAUAAUAAACACAAAUAAAACACCAACCUAUUUGAAUAGUUGAUAAUGAAACAAUUACUCAAGGUGGCCCUAGCUAUGUGCGCUGGAGCAUGAAAGGUGGACGUCGAAUUGUCUGUCUAGUGCUAUAGCAAAGAUUAUAUAAAAAAUGGUUUUGUUAUUCAGGCGUAGUUUUUUUUUUAAUUAAGUUUUAUUUCCCCUCCAUUUAUUUCUUGUAUUGACUAUUGCAAGUUAGAUCCUUGAUCCUUUUGUGAAAUGUAACUAAAAACAAGAAAUAAUAAGGAAAUGUAAAAAGUUAAGGCAGAAAUAUGUGUAAGUAUAUAGCAUUUCUAUACCAAAAUGUCAUUGUAAAAAAGAAUGUUUAAAAAUAAUAAUCAGAUACCAUUUUGUAUAUUAUGUAAAUAAUUUUUUUAAAGACAAUUUGUAGUUAGAUAUAGCCAAUUUACCCAUGUCAUACCAAGAGUGUAAAGUUUUUUCUGCUUAAUUUCAAAAUGGCGUAAUAAAGUAUUAUAACCAUUUUUUUGGUAUUUGGCGGGGUCUAGUUAAUUCAACCACUACAAAAAUUAUUCGGGCCAUAGUUGACAAAAUUCUAACGAACAGCCAGACAGCUCAUUCGACGUCCACCAGUAUACACUAUACUUAUUUAUUUAUACUGUGACAGGAUGUAAUAAGUGAAGAGGAAGGGAUGGGCAUGUGCGCGAUAUAACUUUAUUUCCUAUCGGAUUGUCAGUUCGCAGGCACUGUAACAAUAAAAGGAUAGAGCUUUAUGUCACUAAGUUUUGUAUUUUAAAUCAAUAAACUAUAGCAAUGA
Amyelois transitella is the source of this 5613-nucleotide messenger RNA. RefSeq names its product serine/threonine-protein kinase minibrain (gene mnb). The coding region runs from base 946 to 2619 and encodes 557 amino acids. Gene Ontology annotation, molecular function: protein serine/threonine kinase activity; protein serine/threonine/tyrosine kinase activity; ATP binding. Gene Ontology annotation, biological process: peptidyl-threonine phosphorylation; positive regulation of DNA-templated transcription; peptidyl-serine phosphorylation. NCBI's taxonomy places the organism in Eukaryota, Metazoa, Arthropoda, Insecta, Lepidoptera, Pyralidae. Gene Ontology annotation, cellular component: nucleus. The transcript has 12 exons. The record is from RefSeq and is a predicted model, not a curated record.